This is a messenger RNA of Malania oleifera, 2363 nucleotides long. Its product is annotated as indole-3-acetic acid-amido synthetase GH3.10. Gene Ontology annotation, molecular function: acid-amino acid ligase activity. The record is from RefSeq and is a predicted model, not a curated record. Lineage: Eukaryota; Viridiplantae; Streptophyta; Magnoliopsida; Santalales; Ximeniaceae. The transcript has 5 exons. The coding region runs from base 186 to 1982 and encodes 598 amino acids. Gene Ontology annotation, cellular component: cytoplasm.
UGAGAUGAGAAACAAAUUAACUAGAAAGUAAGAAGAAAUACAAGGAAUAAAUGGUCAUCUCUUUUUUUCAGAGAGCGAGAGUACAAACGAGCCCCAGCCCCCAACUAGUAACAGCUAGCACUAGUACUACAAUUAUUUGAACUAUUUUCUGAUACUGCAGCAAUAUUCACUAUAUAUCCCAACUAAUGGAAGCAGAUGGGAAUCACAAGGGCAUGGGCAACAGCAAUGGAGAUUACUGUGAUAUCAUUGGUUGGUUCGAGAGCAUAUCGGAGAAUGCCGGGAUGGUUCAGACAGAGACGCUUCGCCGGAUUCUUGAGCAAAAUUCCGGUGUGGAAUAUCUCCGGAAAUGGCUGGGGGACGUCAAAAUCCAAGAAUUAGAAGCAAGUGCAUUAGAGUCCCUUUACGCCUCUUUGGUGCCUCUUGCCUCCCAUGCAGACUUGGAGCCUUAUAUCCACAGAAUUGCAGAUGGGGAGACCUCCCCUUUACUCACUCAACAGCCAAUAACUACUCUCUCGUUAAGCUCUGGAACCACAGAAGGAAGACAGAAAUACGUGCCCUUCACUCGCCAUAGCUCCCAGACUACCCUGCAGAUUUUUAGCUUAGCAGCAGCUUACAGAUCAAAGCUUUAUCCAGUACGGGCAGGAGGAAAGGUGCUUGAGCUCAUAUAUAGCAGUAAACUGUUCAAGACAAAGGGAGGCCUGACAGUAGGGACAGCCACGUCCCACUAUUUUGCCAGUGAAGAGUUCAAGAUCAAGCAAGAAAAGACUAAGUCAUUCACUUGCAGCCCAGAGGAAGUGAUUUCUAGUGGAGACUAUAAGCAAUCCACAUACUGUCAUCUCCUCCUUGGCCUCUUCUUAUCUGACCAUGUGGAGUUCAUAACGUCCACCUUUGCUUAUAGCAUAGUGCAGGCUUUUAGAGCAUUUGAAGAGCUAUGGAGAGAAAUAUGCAAAGACAUCAGAGAAGGCGCUCUUAGCUCAAGAAUCACCUUACCAAAUAUGAGAAAGGCGGUCUUGGAAAUCAUCUCACCAAACCCAUGUUUGGCUUCGCGGAUUGAAACAAGUUGCAAGGAGUUGGAAGAUGCAGACUGGUUUGGCCUAAUUCCUAAGCUUUGGCCGAAUGCGAAGUAUUUGUAUUCUAUAAUGACAGGAUCAAUGCAACCUUACCUAAAAAAACUAAGGCAUUACGCCAGGGACUUGCCUUUAGUGAGCGCUGACUAUGGUUCGACAGAGAGUUGGAUCGGAGUGAAUGUGGACCCUUCUUCUCCUCCAGAGGAUGUUACUUUUGCAGUCAUACCAACAUUUUCUUACUUCGAAUUUAUACCACUUCAUAGGCAAAACAAAGAUUGCUAUUCAGCCAAUAUCGAUGAUUUCAUAGAAGAUGAACCAGUACCACUCUCUCAAGUCAAAGUUGGGCAGGAAUAUGAGAUUGUCCUCACUACAUUUACGGGGCUUUACAGGUGCAGGUUAGGAGAUGUGGUUGAAGUGGCUGGUUUUCACAAAGGAACACCCAAACUGAACUUUAUAUGCAGGAGAAAGCUAAUAUUAACAGUCAACAUUGACAAAAACACUGAAAAAGAUCUUCAGAUAGUGGUGGAGAGGGGUUCACAGCUACUGACCAAAGCAAGAGCAGAGCUAGUUGACUUCACGAGCCACGCGGAUGUGGCAAAACAGCCUGGCCACUACGUGAUCUACUGGGAGAUUAAGGGAGAUGUGGAGGAGAGGGUUCUCGGGGAGUGCUGCCGGGAAAUGGAUGCAUCUUUCGUGGACCACGGUUAUAUCGUAUCGAGGCGAACCAAUUCAAUUGGACCUUUAGAGCUUUGCAUUGUGGAGAGAGGAACUUUUAGGAAGAUCUUGGAUUAUUUUGUGGGGAAUGGGGCUGCAAUGAGCCAAUUCAAGACCCCUAGAUGCACUAGCAACCAAGUCCUCCUGAAAAUCCUCGAUGUCUGCACAAUUAAAAGAAUCCACAGCACAGCAUAUGGGUGACAGAAACACAGGCAUGGGUCUGAAGAAGGAAACUAGCCCUGGAAUAGUCCCGGAUUGACAUAGACCCGGUUAGGAAAGCUAGGUGCGUUUUCCUGUUAAGGCGUGUAGGUUGAGGUCAGCCCCGUUAAUUGACCUGGUUAAGGUUGAGGUCAGCCCUGUGUUAAUUUGACCUGGUUGUAAAUGGUGCUGCUCCACCCUUAAGUGAGCUAUUUGUGGAAUCUUCUGGCUUGCGAGCUAGAGGCGGGGACGUAGGCACAGUUGGCUGAACCCCGAUAACAUAUCGUGUGUCUAUUUACAUUUCAGCACUUUAUAUUUACUGCACGUAUAUGUUAUUGUAUGAAUGAUGUGCAUGAUUUAAAUUCCACGUAUUUAAUUAUCAGC